GGUAAUGGCAGCUGCGUUAUCACUCACUUUUGGAAGAGGCGGAGCAUUAUUAGGAAACCUUCUGUUUGGUUUUCUGAUAGACUUGAAUUGUGUGGUGCCCAUUGUGAUUUUCUCCUGCAUGUUAUUGGGAAGCGGGCUUUUAUGUUUGAUGCUGCCAAACACAGGAAAGGGAUCGCUGGAGUAACCAAAAUAUAUAAACUAUUGGGAAUAUUGUAUUGAUGCCGUGUUCAAGGAUCUCAAACACACUGAGUUGACAAUAGUACUGAUUAUCGGUUUUGUUCAAAGCCCUGCCUAAGUAUGUUGUUGAAACUAUAAACUUGACUUUGAUCUGAGUUUACUCAAAGCUAGUUCGCUGAACUAAUAGUAUUGCCUAUUUAAGAUAGUAUAUCUGAUUAUUGAUGAUUCAUUAUAUUCAUGUGAAUGAUAAUAUUUGUUGAAUAAUGUUCACAUGAAAACUUUUUUGUGAGAGUCGAUUUUUGAUCGAUAAUAUUGAACUAUUCUCGGCGAGUCUCAGUUUUUGAAUAUGGUGAAGUAAAUUGAAAUUUUAUCCAACGUAUAUCUGCCGCUGUGCUUAUUGUAUUUGCUUUGGGAAAUAUUCACGUGAUUUUUGUAUCGAAAAAUAAAGUCAUUCCGUGUAUUGUGCAGAAAAACGAUGCGAUAUAUUAGUUCUUUUUUCACUCAGUCGAUAUCCUAUAUUGAGUUUUCAUCAUCAAACCAGAUAAGGGUAGUGAAGUAUGACAAAGAUGAGUUCCGUAGAAUAAUACCCAUAACUUCAAUAAUGAAAAAUAGUAUGUGUCUGCACAUACACAGAAUUUGAAUUCAUUGAAUUAGAAAACAAACUAUUUUUUAUUAUAAACGCAAAGUAACCAGUUGGUCAAGCUCAACAUCUGUUAUACACGGUAUGUCAUUGUGAUAAACAAUAUUGUAUUUGAUUACGUAGGUUAUAGAUGGAGGAGAGCUGCAAUAGUAUGUAUUAUUAGUUUUACAUUGUUUUUAGUACUUUUAUGCUAUUUUUUGUGUCUAUGAAAUUUGCAUGAAGCAGCAUAUUUUUAUAAUGUAACAAUAAUUCGAAUGUAUUGUUUAUGUAAAGAGCAGUGCGAGAAAAUGAGUCAAGAUAGCAUUUCUUUUGGUGACGAAAUAAAAGAUGAUUCUUUGAAUUUUUCUAGUACGGACUUCCAUUGUAUAAUAUGAUACUAAUAUGAUUUGAAAUCUAUG
Leptinotarsa decemlineata (Colorado potato beetle) is the source of this 1215-nucleotide messenger RNA. RefSeq names its product synaptic vesicle glycoprotein 2B. Gene Ontology annotation, molecular function: transmembrane transporter activity. The record is from RefSeq and is a predicted model, not a curated record. Gene Ontology annotation, biological process: transmembrane transport. Gene Ontology annotation, cellular component: membrane. NCBI's taxonomy places the organism in Eukaryota, Metazoa, Arthropoda, Insecta, Coleoptera, Chrysomelidae.